Penicillium roqueforti is the source of this 714-nucleotide messenger RNA. RefSeq lists its product as uncharacterized. Lineage: Eukaryota; Fungi; Ascomycota; Eurotiomycetes; Eurotiales; Aspergillaceae. The transcript is spliced from 5 exons. Gene Ontology annotation, cellular component: mitochondrion. Gene Ontology annotation, molecular function: protein kinase activity; ATP binding. Gene Ontology annotation, biological process: protein phosphorylation. The record is from RefSeq and is a predicted model, not a curated record. Bases 1 to 714 code for a protein of 237 amino acids.
AUGCCCAGGACUGUGUCUGGUUGGCAAGGCGGAUUUGUGCAUACCGAUGUCAAACAGGACAAUAUUCUCGUGAACUACGGCACAGAAGUUGAGGGCGUAAGCUUCACUGAUGUGCAACUUGCAGACUUUGGAAGUACUAUCCCUGCGACUUCCAAGUAUGCGUACGAUGAAAAUCUCAUAGGGGCACCCAUAUGGCGGAGUCCUGAGGCUCAUCUUCGAAUUGGCUGGGGUAUUUCAACUGAUAUAUGGUCGUUUGGUACAAUGCUCAUCACAUUGAUAUAUGGCGAUAACUACUUCAUGUUCAAGCCCGAUGUCUCAGCUGAUCAUGAUGAAUAUGAUCAUAAGAUUCCUACAAGGCAAUAUGCAGAAAAAACCCCUCAUCUUGAAGAACCAUCACUUCCACCGGAAUACGGAAUGCUUCCGGCUGACAAAAAAUUCGAAGCUGAUGAACUCCAGCGACGCCGUCUCAUCUCUUACUACUAUCGUAUCUUUAACGGUCACCUGAACAAGGCGCACCUCGAAGCUCUUCGUGAUCCCAUCCUUUUUCCUCGCCAGCAUCUUGUUGAUAGGGCCGGCAGGCAAUGGAGUGGAAACUUGAUGACACUGAAAGGGGCAUUAGUCCUCAUGGCUGAUUACUGGCCCCACCUGUCUGAUAUAGGAAUACCUUGUCCUGUGCGAUUCACCGAUGCGGAGCUGGAUGGCUUCUAUGAAUAG